Messenger RNA from Monopterus albus (swamp eel), 4069 nucleotides. RefSeq names its product low density lipoprotein receptor b (gene ldlrb). Bases 222 to 2813 code for a protein of 863 amino acids. The transcript is spliced from 18 exons. Gene Ontology annotation, molecular function: hormone binding; protein binding; calcium ion binding. The record is from RefSeq and is a predicted model, not a curated record. NCBI's taxonomy places the organism in Eukaryota, Metazoa, Chordata, Actinopteri, Synbranchiformes, Synbranchidae. Gene Ontology annotation, biological process: receptor-mediated endocytosis. Gene Ontology annotation, cellular component: signaling receptor complex; apical plasma membrane; plasma membrane.
CCUGUCAGCCUCAUAGAAAAUGGUCAGUUGUGACUCGGACUCUACAAUAUUUGGUUUGCACUCGCUUUUUACGCACAGCCGCGGCGUGACUCCUCUGCUUGUCCACUCCAUCUGAACCAACGCCUUUUACGCACAGAUCCUGUGUUGGAGUCUCCUCCACACUUGUAGCUGACUUGACUUUUCUUUUCCUAUCAAAUACGGAGAGACAGGGAGGACGGGACAUGACCUGGACGCGGAGGCCACUCACCGGAGGGUCCAUAUUUUGGUGUCUGCUGAUGCUGAUUCAUUGUUCGCUUCACGCAGAUGCAGCGUUCACCUGCAGAUCCACUCAGCUUAAGUGUGGAAACGGGAGGUGUGUCACCCGCAAGUGGAUCUGUGAUGGAACAGACGACUGUGGCGAUGGAACCGAUGAGCUGCCUGAAACCUGCGCAAGCAAAAUCUGUCGGGAGUCAGAGUUCAAUUGUGGUCCUCCCUUGAAUCAGUGUAUCCCAGGAAGCUGGCACUGUGAUGGCAAAGCUGACUGUGACAACGGGGCUGAUGAGAAAAACUGCACAGCCAAACAGUGCACAGCUGGAGAGUUUCGUUGCGCCAGUGGUCAGUGUAUAUCCACCGCUUUCGUCUGCGACAAUGACAACGACUGCUUGGAUGGCUCAGAUGAGGCUUCCUGCCCCAAACCCACUUGCAACUCUCGCUCCUUCCAGUGCAACAACUCCGUGUGUGUGCCAGCCCUGUGGCGCUGCGACGGAGCCAGCGACUGUGCUGACGGGUCUGACGAGUGGCCGGAGAACUGUGCAGGACACCAGUCGGGGAAGGCAGCGAGCUGUGAGGCCAACGAGUUCCAGUGUGUGAAUGGGGAGUGUAUCCACAGCAGCUGGAGGUGUGAUGGAAGCGCAGACUGCCAGGACAAAUCAGACGAGCUCAACUGCAGUCGCUCCACUUGUCAUUCAGACGAGUUCCAGUGUACUGACGGUACAUGUAUCCAUGGCAGCCGUCAGUGUGACAAGACGCCUGACUGCAGGGACCUCAGUGAUGAGAUGGGCUGCCACAUAGAACAUGUAUGUGAAGGCCCAACCCAGUUCAAGUGCCUCACUGGAGAGUGCAUCAGCAUGGAGAAAGUGUGUGACACACAUAAAGACUGCAGGGAUGGGUCAGAUGAACCUGACAAAGAGUGUGGCAACAACGAGUGUUUGAACAAAAAUGGCGGCUGCUCCCAUUACUGCAGGGAUCUGAAGAUUGGCUACAACUGCUCCUGCCCUGCUGGCUACAGCCUGAAGAUGGACCAGAAAACCUGUGAAGACAUUGAUGAAUGUGCUGUGCCGGACACUUGCAGUCAGAUCUGCAUCAACCUGCCUGGCAGCUAUAAGUGUGACUGUAAAGAGGGCUUUGUGAUCAACCCUGCGACCAAGACAUGCAAGGCUGAAUCAGGAACUGUACCCACCCUGUACUUUACCAACAGACAUGAGGUGAGGAUGAUGACGGUGGACCGCAGCGAGUACGUCCGUCUGAUCCCACAGCUGAAAAAUGCUGUGGCUCUAGACAUGGAUAUGCCAAACAAGAUGGUCUUCUGGUCUGACUUGUAUCUGAAGAAAAUCUACAGCUCCAACAUUGAGGUGGCUGCUAACUCCUCUCACCACACUGUAGUAAUUGACAGUGGGAUUGAAGCCCCAGAGGGCAUCGCAGUGGACUGGAUCCAUGGCAACAUCUACUGGACUGACAGCAGUUUGAAGACUAUCUCUGUGGCAACGACAGAUGGCAGCAAGAGGAAGACCCUGGUUACGGAAAAUCUGGAGAAGCCAAGAGCCAUCACAGUGGACCCAGUAAAUAACUUUAUGUACUGGACAGACUGGGGUGAGAAGGCUAAGAUAGAGAGGAGCGGGUUGAAUGGAGCAGAUCGCUUUGCCUUGGUAACAGACGACAUUAUGUGGCCCAAUGGCAUUGCCCUAGACAUGGUCAACCAGCGUCUGUACUGGGUGGACUCAAAGAUGCACACUCUGUCAAGCAUCGAUGUGAAUGGAGGGACCCGCCACAGACUGAUUUUCAGUGAAGACAAGCUCUCGCACCCCCUCUCUCUGACUGUCUUUGAGGAGAAAGUGUUUUGGACAGACAUGGACAACAGUGCCAUCUUUAGUGCUAACCGCCUGACGGGAAUGGACAUCACCGAGCUGGCGGGGGACCUGGUCCAACCAGAGGGCAUCAUACUGUACCAUGACCUCAAGCAGCCCAUUGCUAGGAACUGGUGCAAGGAGAGUAACAGCAUGAAUGGAGGUUGUGAGUUUCUUUGCCUCCCUGCCCCUGCGAUCAACAAGCACUCUCCUAAAUACACCUGUGCCUGUCCUGACCACAUGUCCAUGGGACAAGACAUGAGGACAUGUGUGACAGGCUCAGUUGAUCCCACCGCAGCCACCAAGCCGGCUUCGCCUAGGCAGCCUGUCCCUACAACUACUACAACUACAACCACCAGCACUACCAAAACACUCUCUACUACCUCUUCUAUCCUGUCCAAACAGAGCACAGAGCAGCCUUCCGCCACUGCUCAAGAUAGAAGAUUGGAAGCCGUGCCUGCAGAGGCCCCUUUGUCCCACCCUGUAGCUCUCUACGUCGUGGUGCCAAUAAUGAUCAUGUCCUUGCUGGUCUUCGGAGCAGUGUUGCUAUGGAGACACUGGCGUAUAAAGAACACCAAUACCAUCCACUUUGACAAUCCAGUGUACCAGAAAACCACAGAGGAUGAGGUGCACAUCUGCAGGAACAGCUCUGAAGGCUACGUUUACCCUCAGAGGCAAAUGCUGAGCAUGGAGGACAUGGAUGUCGCAUGACAAAGAUGAAGAAGACACUAGCUUUAUUUGAAGUUUUUUUGUGGAUGCUCACAGUGACAAAGCGACAAAGGUCAUUUUUUUCCACUGUUGCUGCUGCUUAACAGUCCCCUCCCUCCCCUCGUGGCCUCAUUUUGUGGCUUAUGUCUCUGAUAUCAGCACUGUGUCAUCUAAGUCUGAAAAAACUUGGGGGAAAAAAAAGACCUUUCAAACUUUCGAAUGACAAAAUGGAGCACAACUACAGGAAGCCAAGAAAUGGUUUCAAAAUGAAGGAGUGAGGCAUGGUUUCAGAAGAUGAUCAUCUCGGUUCCAGAGCCUUGACUUUUGCAGACACAGAAUGUCAAUUACGUCAGUCUUUCUUCAGAGAUUUUAACUUGAAAAGCCUGGCCUGUACUGUCUUAACACUCGUGCGUGCCUUCCACCUUCCAAACCCAUUUCUGUUAAUGUCCUAGUGCAGUAAUGGCCUUGCUGUUGUUAUAUUGUGGCCUUCUCUUCUCCUGGACACAGCUUUGCAAAUUUUGAUCCCUCCCAUAUGAGAGGCAUUUGUCUCCGUCACCCAUUAUAGUUUUUCUCACAGGUGAAUCACAUCAGUGCUUUUACGUUAUUUGUUUUUUCCUUUUACGACAAUCUCUGACGGGGGCAUGCGUCAAAGGUUUACACUCUAAAUGGAAAAGCUGCUGCUUGAAAUGAAUCAAAAUGAAGAAAAUUAAAGUAAAACAUGAUUGUAAUGAUUACUUAUCAUGUAACGAUGUAAAUAUUUUGUAAAACAAUCUUAUCUUCACUCCGAUAUUGCCUUUUUACAUUUGUAAAAUUUACUCAAGAUAUAUUGUAUAUAUGCACGACAGUCUUAUUUAUUUCUGAAAAUAUACGAGAGAAGGUUUUUUUUGAUUGUCAUCUGGCUGUAAAUACAGUAGUACUACAUUUUUUUGUUCCAGCCAGGUCAGUUUACCUUUUACAUUGUGCAGCUGUUAUUUAAUUUGUGUUCAAUCAAAUAUUUGGUCACCUGCUCAAGUUUGUGUGUACGACAUCCUGCGUGCUGCAUGUUGCUGAAAAUUACUGGAGAAACUUGCUCUAUUCUCUACACCACUGUUUGUUUCUGUGUCAGUGACAAUGACAUAAUUUAUUUUGCUGCAUCGGUUUCCACUGUGAGAUUAAAUGAACACACUGUGUGCACUAUGCAAAGCACGGGCCUCUCCGAAGUGAUUGAAUGUAUCGAUCGAUGCCUGCACAUCGCUAAUGUACAUCGCUUUGUUUGUUCU